AUGAGCACCAAGAAUUCUGCAGAAGUGUCUGCUAGCCAAAAAAGAGGAUUUACAUGCUGGAACAAUGCCAAUAUUAGGGAUAAGCCAUCAUCUAUCAAAAGCCUUAUUGACUGGCUUACCUAUGCAGUAAACUACAGUUGCUGGAAAGGUGGGGAUUCCAGUAGAAAGACAAAAGAGACUCUUUGCUCAGAGAUCAAAGCUAUAUUGUUUGAGAAUGAUAUUACUCACCAGUCCAACAGUGAUAUCCGCAGCAAGAUACAGUACUUGCAUGACAAGUUCAAGGAUGCCACUGAUUUUAUCAACGGAACCGGUCAAGGGAUUCUUAAUGAUGUAGACAAGAAUGGCAAUCCCACAGCUGCAGCUGAAAAGACGCUUAAAGUAAUAGAGUGGUUUGUAAUAAAUAAGAGCUUUAUGUCUCUGUUUGAUGUGAUGAUUAGCAGACCAUCAACUGUAGCUCCCUUCCCAGUGUCAAAUAGAGACCCAGCUGAUGUUUCCAAUGUGUUUGAAAGGGCUAGCCAAUAUGACAAGGAAGCAACUCAAGUAGAAGUUGAUGGAGGCAAGGGAGGCAAGGGAGGCAAGGGAGGCAAGGGAGGCAAGGGAGUCCAGGAUGUCCCAGAUGUCCAGGAUGUCCAGGAUUUCCAAGAUGUUCUUGAUGUCCAGGAUUUUGAACAGUUUGAAACGACGUUCCCAUUCCACGAGAGGGAACUUCAGCAUCAAAAAGACAUUCACGAUAACAAGAUGAUGUUUGAGAGAAAAAGGCUGGAGAUCAAAGAGAAACGAGUCCAGAAUGAAACACAACAAGCAGAGAAUGAAGCAAAGCGAUUGGAGAAUGAUGGCAUUCAAAUCAAGCUUCAGUACAUUGCCAAGUCGGAGAGUUUGGGACUUUCUAAAGAGUGUAUUUUGAAGGAAUUAAAUAUAACACUUUAA
Molecule: messenger RNA, 927 nt
Organism: Phycomyces blakesleeanus NRRL 1555(-)
Lineage: Eukaryota; Fungi; Mucoromycota; Mucoromycetes; Mucorales; Phycomycetaceae
Exons: 5
Coding region: 1-927 (308 amino acids)
Source: RefSeq, a predicted model, not a curated record